Fomitopsis serialis is the source of this 972-nucleotide messenger RNA. RefSeq lists its product as uncharacterized. The transcript is spliced from 4 exons. The record is from RefSeq and is a predicted model, not a curated record. Lineage: Eukaryota; Fungi; Basidiomycota; Agaricomycetes; Polyporales; Fomitopsidaceae. The coding region runs from base 1 to 972 and encodes 323 amino acids.
AUGCUCGACGGGCUAAAAUGCAGUCGGUCACUGACGGACGAUCGACGCCUGUACACGCCCCCGUUCGAUCAUUCUGGAAGCCUCUUUGACGAUAACCAUUCGCCAUCGCUGCGUGACCAUAACCACAUGCGGGUCGUUUUGGACACUGUCGGGAUACCUCCGAGUCUCGACCAAUUCCCAAGCACGAAGGUUCUCAUCGAGGCGAUACGUGAGGCUGUCGACGGUCAUCGGUUUGCUUUUCGCACUGGGGUAUGGCAGCGGGAUAGUAUUGGCACGGGCAACGUCCUCGUCUUGCCGCCACUGGAAAAUGCACCGAUCAAAGGAUUCGUAUGCGAUCUCUAUUGCAGUAGCUUCGUCGACACCAACAAGGAUGCUGUUGAUAACUUGAAUGACCUCAAAGAGCGAACGGAUACAUACCAUUACUUGGCGUGUGAGCUUUUAGACUCAUUCAAGGCCGUUGUUCAUUGCAUACAGCACGAUCUCGAAUCGUUCUACUGGCUUGUCCUUUGGAUCGUCCUACGCCAUACAGACCAUGCGCAUCCCAAGGGUGCGGCUGCUUGCGACAGAAUAUUUAGUGGUGAAGACGAAGCUGCUAGCAAGAAUAGCAAGAUAGCCUGGCUUGCGACGGGAACACUUACGAUCCGCAGUAACAAGCCUCUCACUGACCUCGUUACUGCGCUGACGGCCCUGGCCGAGGCCUCCGUGAAACGGAACAUGGGGAGGAUCCAAUCGGCCGAGUCUCUGUCCCAUGAAGUGUUCAUACGGGUCCUCGAUGAUGCUUUGGAAGCCGAAGGCUGGCCAGAGGGCGACAAGGCUCGCACGUUCGUAGUGCCGCAUGUCAACGCGAACGGCGAUGUUGAUCGGACUCGGACAGGAAGCAAACGCCAUCAGCAAAAGCAGAAAAAUGCGGUGUGCCCUGCCGACACUUGCCAGGAUCUGACGCACCGGGAAGGUAAUGCAAGGCUGAUGUAA